GUAAUAUGCAUUGCACGGGAAAACCAGCACCCAUCUAUCUGAGGUAUACUCGGGGGCGGAGCUAGUGAGGGACACGUGGCGACAUUUGUCCCCCCAACUUUAAAAAAAAUAUUAAUAAAAAAAAAAAAAAAAGGAAAAAGCGCUGGAAAAGAAGACUUAAACCCUAAUGCUUUCCUCCACACUUCGAAAAACUCAAAAACGGAAACGCCACUCUCGAGUCUUCCCUCCACUUCGCCGACCGCCGGUCACCACUCACCAGCCUUACUGCGACACUUCCUCAAUACUCAGACGACACUCGACACUUCGAGUCUUCGACAGUCACAAAAAUUGAAAAACCGAAGUCCUGUCGCUCGGUCGCUGCCUGCCAAACCCCUCAUCGUCGUCGGUCGUCCGUCAGUCGCCAGUCGCCGCCUCGGUCAUCUUCUGGUGUUCGCUGCAUCUAAAGGGUGCCGAGUUGAUGCCCCUUUAAAUUUGAGGUAUUUCUCAGUGAAAGGGAGUGAUGCCGGGUCGAAUAUGUUGCCGGUUUCGAACCCGAGAGUAUUAGGAGUUUUUAGGUGGAGAUGGUAAUAAGUGUUAUUGGACUAAUUAUGUUCUUGAGGUGAUCAUCGGUGAAGGAGCAACAUUUAGCCAUUGUUAUGUACAAACACAAUCUUUGGGAGCUGCCCAUAUUAAAUGGACUUCCAUUAGCAAUGGCAGAAAAACCCCAAAACCUAAUUCUUGAAGAUGGUUUCCCAGCAGUAAAGCUUUUUAAUCAAGGGUAUUCAUACACCUAUGAUGAUGUUAUCUUUCUACCCCAUUAUAUUGAUUUUGCAACUGAUUCAGUUCAGCUUAAUACCAAGCUUACCAAAAACAUUUCUUUAUCAAUUCCUUGUGUUUCAUCUCCAAUGGAUACUGUUACUGAGUCUUACAUGGCAGUAGCUAUGGCUUAUCUUGGUGGGAUUGGUAUUUUACAUUCUAACAACACACCCUCUGAGCAGUUUGCUCUACUUGAAUCUGCCAAGUCCCGGCGUAUCCCUUUUGUUUCGGAUUUUGAGGUUAAAUCCCCAGCUGAUGUAAUUGAAUUGAGUGAUUUUGGGUAUGGAACUGUGAUUUUGGUUACUGACACGGGGAGCAGGAAAUCGAGGGUUUUGGGGUAUGUUUUGAAGUCUGUUUGGGUGAAUCUGAAGAAUAAGGAUGGUAGGGUUUGUGAUUAUAUGUCGAAAUUGGAUUAUUCGGUGCCAAGUAGCUAUCAUUUGGAUCAAAUUGCUGGGUUUUUGGGAGAUAAAGGGGUUAAGUUGGUGCCAACUGUGAGAGAGAGUGAUGGGGAAGUUGUUGAUGUGAUGACAUUGGAGGAUAUAGAAAAGUUUCAGGAGUAUCCGAAGAGAGGUUUGCCGUCGUUAACACCUAAUGGGGAUUUCUUGGUGGGAGCUGCAAUAGGGACUAGAGAUUCAGAUAAACAGAGGUUGGAGUACUUGGUCAAGGGUGGGGUUGAUGCAGUGGUGUUGGAUAGUUCUCAAGGGAAUUCUAUUUAUCAGCUGGAUAUGAUUAAGUAUAUAAAGAAGACAUACCCAGGAUUGGAUGUUAUUGGAGGGAAUGUGGUGACUGCAUACCAAGCUCAAAACUUGAUUCAAGCCGGAGUUGAUGGGCUGAGAGUUGGCAUGGGAUCGGGGUCGAUUUGUACAACUCAGGAGGUUUGUGCUGUGGGCAGAGGACAGGCUACUGCUGUAUACAAAGUUUCUUCUAUUGCUUCAAAAAGUGGUGUCCCUGUCAUUGCUGAUGGAGGCAUAUCGAACUCCGGACACAUUGUUAAGGCCCUGGUUCUUGGGGCUUCUACUGUGAUGAUGGGCAGCUAUCUAGCUGGUAGCACUGAGGCUCCUGGUGCUUAUGUAGUGCAGGAUGGUCGCCGUCUUAAGAAAUAUCGAGGCAUGGGUUCUUUGGAAGCAAUGACAAAAGGAAGUGAUCAACGGUAUCUCGGGGACAAGUCUAAGCUUAAAAUUGCACAAGGUGUUGUUGGAGCUGUUGCAGACAAGGGUUCUAUUCUAAAGUUUGUGCCAUAUGCAAUGCAUGCAGUUAAACAAGGUUUCCAGGAUCUUGGUGCCUCGUCACUUCAGUCUGCCCAUGAACUAUUGAGAUCAGAAGUAUUAAGACUGGAGGCUCGAACUGGUGCAGCACAAGCUGAAGGUGGAGUCCAUGGCCUGGUGUCUUAUGAGAAGAAGGCAUUUUAAAAUGCAUGCUGACAGAUGCUUAUGAGAUGCAGUAUACAAAUAUACACAACUAGGCUCUAACGUCUUGAUCAAAUUGUAUGCUUUAUCUUGCUCUUUGUCGCAACUUCUCUUAAUCGAAUGGGGUAAACUAAAUGCUGAUAGGUCUAUGCUAAACAAUCCUCAGUGGUUUUUGAAAGUCUAUUGUUGAAUUUAAUCACAAUAAAAUUCAGAAUUUAUGUUACUUGAAUCUCCUCAGUUCUUUUCUGUCUCUCAAAUGUAAAAAGCUUGUACUUCGUAUAUUAGAUGAGAUCCUGAGUGUCCUGAUCA
This is a messenger RNA of Chenopodium quinoa (quinoa), 2510 nucleotides long. RefSeq names its product inosine-5'-monophosphate dehydrogenase 1-like. NCBI's taxonomy places the organism in Eukaryota, Viridiplantae, Streptophyta, Magnoliopsida, Caryophyllales, Amaranthaceae. Gene Ontology annotation, molecular function: IMP dehydrogenase activity. The record is from RefSeq and is a predicted model, not a curated record. The transcript has 6 exons. The coding region runs from base 636 to 2204 and encodes 522 amino acids. Gene Ontology annotation, biological process: GTP biosynthetic process. Gene Ontology annotation, cellular component: cytoplasm.